Staurois parvus is the source of this 1161-nucleotide messenger RNA. NCBI's taxonomy places the organism in Eukaryota, Metazoa, Chordata, Amphibia, Anura, Ranidae. The record is from the annotation of a GenBank genome assembly.
AUGACACUUGAAGAGGAAUUACCAGAUUGGCAGACCUCUCAAGAGUUUUAUGAAAAGUAUGAGCCCAAAGAGAUCUUGGGGAGAGGAGUUAGCAGUGUGGUGCGGCGAUGCGUAUAUAAGCCAUCCAGAGAGGAUUUUGCUGUAAAGAUUAUAGACAUCACUGGAGAUCACUUGACGCAGCAAGAAAUUGAAGAACUUCGAGAAGCUACUAUUAAGGAAAUUGAAAUCCUGAGAAAAGUUUCAGAUCAUCCUAAUGUCAUCCAGCUGAAGGACAGCUAUGAAUCCCACACAUUCUUCUUUCUGGUAUUUGACCUAAUGAGGAGAGGUGAACUAUUUGACUACCUCACAGAACAAGUUACAUUGAGUGAGAAGGAAACAAGAAAGAUAAUGAGGGCCUUAUUGGAAGUUGUCUCAUUCAUGCAUUCCCAGAACAUUGUUCACAGAGACCUCAAACCAGAGAACAUCCUCCUGGAUGACAACAUGAACAUAAAGCUGACAGAUUUCGGCUUCUCCUGUCAAAUACCUGAAGGACAGAAAUUAAAAGAAAUUUGUGGCACACCUGGAUAUUUGGCACCAGAAAUAAUCCAAACCUCUAUGGAUGAAUACCACCCUGGAUAUGGUAAAGAGGUGGACAUGUGGAGUAGUGGAGUUAUAAUGUACACACUACUGGCUGGAUCACCACCAUUUUGGCACAGAAAACAAAUGCUAAUGCUACGAAUGAUUAUGAAUGGGGACUACCAGUUUGGUUCUCCAGAAUGGGAUGAUCGGUCAGACACGGUUAAAGAUUUGAUUGCCCGACUAUUAGUUGUGAAUCCAGAGAGACGUCUUACAGCAGAUGAGGCUCUAGCCCAUCCAUUCUUCCAACAAUAUGUAGUUGAAGAGGUUCGCCAUUUUAGUCCAUACAGGAAAUUUAAGGUGGUCUGCCUAACAGUUUUGGCCUCUGUGCGGAUUUACCAUUACUAUCGUAGAGUGAAACCUGUUACUAAAGAAAUUGUAGCAAGGGACCCAUAUGCAAUUAAGCCCAUACGGAAGAUGAUCGAUGCUUGCGCAUUCAGGAUCUAUGGACACUGGGUGAAGAAAGGAGAGCAGCAGAACCGAGCUGCACUCUUUGAAAAUACAGCAAAAGCCAUUCUAUUAUCACUGGCAGCAGAGUCCAGUUAA